Messenger RNA from Acanthaster planci (crown-of-thorns starfish), 3602 nucleotides. RefSeq names its product TruB pseudouridine synthase family member 1 (gene trub1). Gene Ontology annotation, cellular component: nucleus. Lineage: Eukaryota; Metazoa; Echinodermata; Asteroidea; Valvatida; Acanthasteridae. Gene Ontology annotation, biological process: tRNA modification; mRNA pseudouridine synthesis. The record is from RefSeq and is a predicted model, not a curated record. Gene Ontology annotation, molecular function: pseudouridine synthase activity; RNA binding.
CAGGCAUCACAGUAUGUGGAGCCUGAAUUCUCACACAGAUUUUCUCUCAGAUAUCUUAGGAAUGGGCAAUUAGUGUGAGUGUGUUGAACUGGGUGCCUGGUUUGCUCUUCAGGACUGACAUUUGGUAGUAAGCGUGGUGUCUAUGCUGUAUGAUGAAGCUGCUGGUCUCAGAUCUGAACGGUCUCUUUGCAGUGGUCAAACCAAAGGGCAUCACUUCUGCAGGAGUGGUCAACCAACUCAAGCAAGUUCUGGUCAGAGAGCAAAGGCAGCAGCUGCUCGAGUUUAACAGCAGCAGCCGAGCCCGGAACACAAACGACAGGCCACCAAGAAGAUUCCGGAUCGGCCAUGGUGGGACCCUGGACUUCAAUGCCUCAGGGGUCCUGGUCAUAGGGAUAGGCCGGGGGACAAAGCAGCUGGCGUCCCUGCUGAAGGGGAACAAGAGAUACCUGGCUGUCGGCUGUCUAGGCUCAUCCACAGACACGCAAGAUGCCUUGGGGAAAGUCGUGCAGCAGUCCCCAGCAGAUCAUGUUACUAAGGAAAUGAUAGCAUCAUCACUUCAGCCCUUUGUAGGUGAUACGAUGCAGGUGCCUCCAGUGUACUCAGCUCUCAAGAUUGGAGGCGUUCGAAUGUCCGACUUGGCCCUCCGUGGCAAAACUGUCAUGACCAAACCAGCCAGACCCGUGACCGUCCACAGUCUCAAAUGUGUGGAAUUUUCCCCUCCGUAUUUCACUCUGGAUGUCCACUGUGGAGGGGGGUUUUAUGUCAGACAGCUAAUAGAAGACCUUGGCCAAGAUUUAAGAACCAACGCACACCUGGCAGAGCUCACUCGCACUCAGCAAGGACCGUUCACCCUCGCAAACCACGCACUGGCGGAGGACAGGUGGACGUUUGAGCACAUUUGCCGUGCAGUCAGAAGGUUCUCUGAAAUGUCAGGGUUGGAGAAUCUUUUUGGGCCUCAUUGAAUGUCAGCGGGAGGAGACUAUAAGAAACUGAGAAGAAACUCAGCCCUUCGAACUAAGAGAUGGAAGAGGGUUUUUCUGCCACUACCGACAGCACAGACCAAGUGUAGAAACGUGAUGUUACUCUGACCGAAAACUGCAGAAAUUACUCCGGUCCACCAGCUCCAGCCCAAGAAUGGAACAAAUCAAUCAGGAGGAUAUCACUUUGUGAGUUUACGCUCAGCACUGCAGCUGGGUUCACAGGCUACACUUGACCAUCAAAGACUGCAUCCCGGGAGUGAUGGCCAACCUGAACUCAUGCCAGAGGCAGAAGAAUGCAGAGCUUUGGCUGUUUCGGAAGCGAUGCACUGCAAACAAGUGUGGAUUUAUGAUACAGAGACAAAAACUGUACACCAAAAUACCUCAAAAGGGGCCUGGCCGAUGUACUGCUACUCCGAACAUUACAUUUCAGGUGAGGCUCUACAACACGGGCAUCGCAGUGGCAGGUGCAAGGAGGCUCCUGACAGCUAUGGACAUGGCUGUUCAAUCAAGAUGGGGACUGCUAAAAAUGGCACACAAACGUGGUGAAAUUAUAACUCAAGAGAACCUGGAAGACAUUACUACAAAAAACAUGGUGAAAGACAUCCACGAAUUGCAGGGAUUUGAAAGCGAGUGUCCGAUUGCUUUUGAGAUGGACAGACAAUAUGAUAACUCUCUUUGUUCCAGCCACAAAAACAAGAGACACCGUUUGAGAAAAGGUCAACUGUUCAAAGUUUGUGAUCAUUUACCCUCCUGAAAAGAAAAUCUGCAAAAGUCGAGAUAUGCUGCAAGCUGAAGGGCGCUGAACAAAGUACCCCAGCCACAAAGGAGGCACAGCUGCACGCCCCUCCCAAUUUCACGUGGUAGACGAGAAAGCAAGGGGGAGUACUGUGUGCUGGGAAAAUUCUAUGAAGUGAGGAGCCCCUGCUAGUAAGAGUGCUUACGGUGCAGACCGGUGUUUGGCAGCUGGUUUGAAGUCCCACACAAGGACCAGAACCGACACGGAUGCUGUGGAGCAACCAGACUCUCUUCAGUUGAAUAGGUCUUUAUGUUCUGCAGUCAGUAAUGCCAACUUCAGCCCAACUGUGUUCCCCCAACAAGCAUAUAGAACUGACAGGCAAAGACAACAACUGAAAGAUCGUUUCGAUGAUGACAUAAGUCAUUGGGCAAAAGCUGAAGUCAGUGCAACCCUCCAAAACAGUAACGGAGCUGUUGAGAAAAUGAAACAGUUUGCAACUAAGGCUUCAAACGCCGUCCCAGAAUGCUGUGCAGGGAAUCAUAGUCUGUGCCGAAAGGGUUGACAAGUUUGUAAAGGUGAUUGUAGCUUCUCUUACAUGCCACACCAUUUAUAAAGGGAAAGCUUCAUAUGACGAUGAGUUUCUUCUGUAGACACUUGUAAAGAAACAAAUCGGGUAUGAGGCUUUUAACACAGUAUGGCAUGAGCCAUCAACCCAUUUGGGAAUGACCGAUCCCAAGUUCAAAGCCCAAGUGUGGACAACCAAAGUCCCUCAAGCCUCUUUAAAAAAAACAGAGUGUUGUUUGGUCGUUCAGAUUUCAUUUGAUUUUCAAUUUUUAGUAUGUUUACCAAUGAGAGUUUUCAUUAUCCAUCAAAUAACAAACACCCCCACCCAAAAAAAGUGAAAGUUCCCAAGUCUGCCAGCAGUCAUUUUUCAAGUGACACCCCUCCACUUUCUCGGGCUCUUUGGACAAUUUACAAGAGCAUUUUUCUCUUUUUUGGCCCUUGGAUGGGAGCACCUUAAUCUAGGGAGUUGACCCUGGGUCGUAUUUACAGAGUUCCACUAUUUCUUGGGCCAUACAAACUCCUCUUUUUAGAAAAAACUGUAGGGGUUCUUUUCGAGCACCUCAGCCUGGCAGAGAAUUGCCUUGCAUUGGGAUACUGCAUCCCAAAACUAUCCACCUAGAGCAGAAAGUACCCCCUCAUUGAUUGAACGGAGCCAGGUUGGUCGGGAGUGUUCAUUUUGCUGGAAGCAACACGACUGUAACGUGCAUUUCAUGAAUCAUAAUCGUUCGUGGACCAGCAAAAGGCAGUUUCGACCAAAGGAACUUCCGUUGUUAGGAAAAUUGUGCCCUCUCUUGGCCCAGCUCAUGGCUCACAACACUGACACCAGCUAAAGAAACCUUUUCCAUACCUGACUCUGUGAAGGUGAGGUUCAAACCAGGAACCACCCUGACUGAGACGUUCAUGUGUGUCAGUUCUUUAACCUUCCAAUUGGCCCAGAAAAGAAAACAUAAUCCAAAACCUGCUGAACUCACAAAGUUACUUUAAGUUCCAAAACUGCAAUAAUCGGAGCUAUUUAUCUGCGCAUGUAAGACAAAUAACAAUUUCUUCGUGACAUUUCGAAAUCUUUUAUUUCAAGAAUACAAAUGUAUACACGAGUAUGUACAGAUAACAAUGCAAUGAAAUAAAAUACAAUGCAGAUUAAUGAAAGAUUUCCUUGUGUUCCAAUGUGUACAUGCAUGAUGUUAUGGUACGUGCACCUUAACAUAAUCUGAAUUUCUGUCGGUAACUGAUUGGGAUAAGUUGGGCCCGUUUCCAAUACUCAACUUCAUCUCCAUCUCAGGCUUCAUUCCAAGAACCAAUCCCCGAUUGUGGGCCUGAAGUAU